This is a messenger RNA of Pararge aegeria (speckled wood butterfly), 2774 nucleotides long. RefSeq names its product high-affinity choline transporter 1 (gene ChT). The coding region runs from base 373 to 2157 and encodes 594 amino acids. Gene Ontology annotation, biological process: transmembrane transport; acetylcholine biosynthetic process; choline transport. Gene Ontology annotation, molecular function: choline:sodium symporter activity. Lineage: Eukaryota; Metazoa; Arthropoda; Insecta; Lepidoptera; Nymphalidae. Gene Ontology annotation, cellular component: plasma membrane. The transcript has 10 exons. The record is from RefSeq and is a predicted model, not a curated record.
CAUCUAGCACGUGAGCUCAGAUGUCGACACCACGGGUUACGUAACGUGUUCCACCACACUGGUUUUAAUGUCUGGGGUUAAGCAAGUGCGCGCCCAUGUCCGGACUAAGCUUUAGGACAAGGAACAGCCCUUCGCAGAAGACCUCCCUCCGAUGGGGCGACAGCUGCACCAAGACUAGCAUAUAGCCUCACUGAGACAUAGGUCCAUAAGCUACCGCGAGUGUUACAGUGUAUUUUAGAUUAUACCUAUUUUUUAUGAUGGAUUAUUCUUAUACUAACUGGAUGUUAUAACAAUUUGUAUAAAAGACGUUUGGUGUGUGUGAAAGGGAGGCGAAUAUAUCAACGGAGGGCUUUUCAUUAUCAAAACAGCAAAAUGAUCAACAUAGCGGGUGUUAUCUCGAUCAUCCUUUUCUACGUGCUCAUCCUAGCUGUGGGGAUAUGGGCUGGACGAAAGAAGCCAGCUGGAAAUGACUCCGAAGAGGAGGUCAUGCUGGCGGGCAGGUCUAUUGGCCUCUUCGUGGGGAUAUUUACGAUGACAGCGACGUGGGUGGGCGGCGGCUACAUAAACGGCACCGCGGAAGCUAUCUACACCUCCGGCCUGGUGUGGUGCCAGGCUCCGUUCGGAUAUGCACUGUCUCUGGUCUUCGGAGGCGUAUUCUUCGCAAACCCGAUGCGCAAGCAAGGUUAUGUGACGAUGCUGGACCCUCUACAGGACUCAUUCGGCAGUCGUAUGGGCGGAUUGCUUUUCCUGCCAGCCCUGUGCGGUGAAGUUUUCUGGGCUGCCGGCAUCUUGGCUGCACUUGGCGCAACUUUAGCAGUUAUCAUCGAUAUGGACCAUCGUACGUCAGUCAUCUUCAGCGCCUGUGUAGCAGUCUUCUACACCUUAUUCGGAGGCCUGUACUCCGUCGCCUACACGGACGUUAUCCAGCUGUUCUGCAUCUUCAUAGGCCUGUGGAUGUGCAUACCCUUCGCCUGGGCGAACGACCACGUCAAGCCUUUAAGCUCCAUGGAAGUGGACUGGAUUGGAGAAAUCGACCCCGACUAUUAUUGGUUCUACAUUGAUUACGGGCUCUUGCUGAUCUUUGGAGGGAUCCCUUGGCAGGUGUACUUCCAAAGAGUGCUAAGCAGUAAGACAGCGGGACGCGCUCAGAUUCUGUCCUACGUCGCAGCCGUCGGUUGCAUUUUCAUGGCCAUUCCGCCCGUACUCAUUGGAGCCAUCGCCAAGGGAACUGCGUGGAACGAGACAAACUACAAGGGACCUUUAACUCCCGAUGGAGAACUGACCUCCGAUCAGACGUCUAUGAUCCUUCCACUGGUACUGCAGCAUCUUACGCCAGACUUCGUUUCAUUCUUUGGCCUGGGAGCUGUCUCUGCUGCAGUCAUGUCUUCUGCGGACUCCAGUGUACUCAGCGCUUCUUCUAUGUUUGCCAGGAACGUCUACAAGCUGAUCUUCCGGCAGAAUGCUUCGGAAAUGGAAAUCAUCUGGGUGAUGCGCGUCUCAAUCUUGGUGGUCGGCGUGCUAUCAACAAUCAUGGCGCUUACCAUCCCAUCAAUUUAUGGCUUGUGGUCGAUGUGCUCAGACCUGGUGUACGUGAUCCUGUUCCCCCAACUCCUCAUGGUGGUCCACUUCAAGAAGCACUGCAACACCUACGGAUCCUUGGCCGCCUACAUCGUUGCACUAUUAGUUCGACUGUCAGGUGGAGAAAAGCUACUUGGCCUACCAGCAUUGAUACAUUACCCGGGAUGGGACGACGUGAAUGAAGUACAGCUGUUCCCCUUCAGGACCUUGGCGAUGGUUCUAUCGCUUUUCACCCUGGCCUUCAUAUCCUGGUUGUCUGUGUUCCUCUUCAACUCUGGCUACUUGAGUCCAGAAUCCGACUACUUCAACUGUGUAGUAAACAUCCCAGAGGAUAUCCGUCGCGUGGACGAGCCGUCUGAAGCUGGUGAACAGAUGUCAGUACUCGGCGGAGUCCCUGGUAGGUUGUACGGAGCCGCAUCCACCCUGGUAGGACCUGAUGAGAAGAGCGGAAGAAUAAACCCGGCUCUGGAGACCGAUGACGAUGAUCUCGAUGACCCGAACGACGGACCGACCCCCCUUUUCGGAAACAGCCAUGCGCCUCCACCUGUUCAGCCGUUCGGUAAACAAACAGCUUUCUGAGACGAUUAUUACUAUUAUUAGUUUUUUCACUUUCUGUUUACGAACAUUGAUAUAAAAAACUAACGUAUCCAGUGGGAAGAAGGAAAAAUUACACUCAUGGACAUAUUUGAUCAAAUAUUUAUAGUAGUACUUUCAUGAAAAACAGUACGUGUUUGAAGGUGACCCUGGUAUGUCCUGUACGUAAUAUGUUCACAUAUUAGGAAAACCAACUGACUUCUCAGACGAUCAUUAGUUUUAUUUAGCUGUUUCACGAAUAUUGAUAUAAAACUAACGUACCUAUAACUGAAGUAAAUAACUUCAAAUAUUCGGACAAACUAAUUUGUAUAAGAAGUGCAUAAAAUAGGCUAUAUGACCGAGUUUGCGAUGAAGUAAUAUUUAAUGGAAAUUCCAUACAAAUUCUAUAUUGCAAUUAGGUACAUUCUGAUUUAUCAUGAAAACACUUAUGCACAUGUGCAUAAAAUCAAUAGAAAUUUAGCAUAUUGAUAUAAUAUCACGCUCUUGAUAUUAGCAUAUGGCUUCAAGAGCUUGUGAAGUAAAAAUAUAUUCAUACGUACCUAUACAAAAAAUAGUCUGAGUUCGAGAGGAUCCCUGUUAAGUUAAACGGAAUCGCAUCCGGU